Messenger RNA from Linum tenue, 1173 nucleotides. NCBI's taxonomy places the organism in Eukaryota, Viridiplantae, Streptophyta, Magnoliopsida, Malpighiales, Linaceae. The record is from the annotation of a GenBank genome assembly.
CAUACGAAUUGCUCCCCUGAAGCUUCCAAUCCGAUCGCGAUCUCCCUCAAUUGAUCUGCCGCGAACAUCGACAUGCUCCCGAAGCAAAUGUAGAUCACCGAGCCGAGAGACAGGGGACCGAUGUGCCAAGCCUUUCUCCCGAGAGCAGAUCUGUAGUAAUCGGCAUAAUCCGUCUCCAGCUCGUAGAAGCUGUUGACGAUCACGCCGUAGCUUUUCAAUUCCGACUCCCUGACCGAUUUCAGCAAAUUCCCGAACCCAGAAUCCCCACUCUGCCUCGCGUACUCCGGCAGCUGCUUCCUGGUCAUGGAAAUUUGACCGGGGAGAUUCGGGAUGAGGAACGGCUCCGAAUCGGAGGAUACCCUUUUGUGCGGCUCGUGGAUCCGGACCGUCUCGGCGGCAGAGAGGGAGAAGAAGCCGGUGCCGUGGAAGACCAGCCUGGGUAUUCCGAAUCUGGCGGCGGCGGCGGUGGACCAGGGGAAGAACAUGUCGGCGACGAGGCAGUCCGGUUUGGAGGAUUCGAGGAGGCUUUCGAGGGGCCCGCGGAGCGAGGCGGUGGCGAGGAAGAAUUUCGGGGCUAGUUCGGCGGCGUCAGGGCGGGAAGUGAUGGAAUCCAUGUUCUCGCAGUUGGGAGGGAGGCCGGAAUCUCCGGCCGCCGGGAAGGCGAUGGUGGUGGUUUCAAGGUUUGGGGUUGCGGCGGCGGCUGGGGCGAAGAAUGGGUGGUUGAGGUCGGUGGUGACGAUGGUGGAUUUGAUGCCCUUGGUGGCGAAGAGUUUGGCCAUGUGGAGGAAUGGGAUCAUGUGGCCGCGCGCCAUGAACGGGAAGAAGAAGAUGUGCAGCUGCUGGAAAUGACUGGUAGUAUCAUCCUGCGCCAUUUUCGUUUUUUUUUUCCUUUGUGGGAGUUAAUUGGGAGAGAAGGAAAUUGGGGAAGAAGAAUGGUGGUGAAAUUAUGUGGAUGAUGAUGCCGCAAUGGAAGUUAAUUAUUGAGCUGCCGGGCAUGGAAAUUGAAAAGAAUAAGAAGAAACUAUUUCUUCGGAAUCUACACGACGCCAUAUUGUGGAGUUACCCUCAAAAUCUCUAGCUCUAAGUAGGCAUGGGCAUUCGGUCGGUUUGGUUUGAACCAAAUAAAAAUAUGCAUACGGGUACUUCAAUUUCAGUAAAAUGGCAAACCUUUCG